This is a messenger RNA of Harmonia axyridis, 1665 nucleotides long. Its product is annotated as proton-coupled amino acid transporter-like protein CG1139. The transcript has 8 exons. NCBI's taxonomy places the organism in Eukaryota, Metazoa, Arthropoda, Insecta, Coleoptera, Coccinellidae. Gene Ontology annotation, biological process: amino acid transmembrane transport. Gene Ontology annotation, molecular function: amino acid transmembrane transporter activity. Gene Ontology annotation, cellular component: vacuolar membrane. Bases 259 to 1590 code for a protein of 443 amino acids. The record is from RefSeq and is a predicted model, not a curated record.
AGUGGUUUUCCCAACUUCGAGUCGCGCCGUCGUUCAACAAACUUCGUGAGUUUCAACGACGAAAAGAUUUCCUGCUGAAAGUUUGGAAAUGUCAGACGCGAUGGUUUUGAUGAGGAUAAUAGAUAUAUUUCGGAAAUGAUAGAGUUGUUUUGUGCGGCAUGGUGGUGAAUCACCAGAACUAGAGUUUAUCGUUUCUCUGCGAUUCAUGUCGCAGGCGAAAACUUCGGAUAACUUACGGAAUGAUAAAUAAGAUGUGGCAUGGAACCGAGAAAGAGGAAUCCAACUGUGGAAGAAACAGAUAACUAUGAUCCGUAUGAGAAUAGGCAACCAAAAAGACCAUUAUCAAAUUUUGAGGCCUUUAUCCUUCUCACGAAAGGUAUAGUUGGUGUGGGAUUACUAUCCUCACCCCUAAUCUAUAAAAAAGGAUAUCUGACUGGAAUUCUAUACACAUGUAUUAUAGGAUUCUUGAUAACAUAUUGUCUGCAGAUCCUGUUCCGUUCUCAAUAUAGACUGUGUAGACGUUUGAAGGUUCCAGUAUUGUCUUAUUCAGAAUCAAUGAAGAAGGCGUUGCAGUUUGGCCCACCACGCUUGAGAGUGCUUCAUAGAUAUGCACCAUUCAUCGUGGAUAGUUCAACACUUCUAGGCCAGUUUGCGCUUUGUACAUCGUAUGCUGUAUUCAUUCUCCAAACAUUCGGGUUUUUAGAGAUUUAUACUGCCUGGUGGAGUUUUGGUUUUGAGAGAUAUAUGUAUUGCUUGAUAUUGAUAAUACCAUUUGUUGUGAUUUUCUAUAUAGGCAAUUGGAAAAUUGCAGUUUACGUAUCCAUUGUGGCAACAUUGGCGUAUGUUGCAUCCAUUGCCAUCGUAUUCUCCUAUGUUCUUAAGGAUCUGCCACUUCUUCGCAAUCGAAAAAUGAUCGGAGAUAUUAACCAAUUUCCAAACUUCUUCGGUCCUGUGCUAUUUUCACUACAAGGAGUCUCAGUGCUGUCCACAUUUGAGAAACAUCUCAAAUCUCCUAAACAGUUCGUGAGUUCUUGGGGUACCAUGAAUAUUGGUAUGAUAUUGAUGACAAUUUUAUAUAUACUUGUAGGAUUUCUCAGUUUUUGGAAAUAUGGAGAAAGAUCCAUUGGUGAUGUAUUGAACGAUUUACCUCUGGAAGAUACGCCAUCAAUAUGGUGCAGAUGUUUAUACACUUUUGCCAUUUAUCUUUCUUAUGGUCUACAUGGUUUCGUUCUAGUCGAUAUAUUCUGGAUGAAGACAGCUCGAGGUUUCGACAUAACAUUCAAACAUUUUUUCAGGAUAGCUUUUGUUGUUGGAUCAACUCUUAUUAUUAUCUUCGUCCCGUUCAUCAUUAGAACUGUCAUUGUGGAUGCGUUAUAUGCCCUUUCAUUGCCAAUUCUCGGGAUCGUUUUACCAGCACUGAUGGAAUUUUGUAUCGAGUGGCCAACCCAUCACAACAAUAGAAGUUUUGUACUCUGGAAGGAUACUUUUCUCAUUGUCCUUGGACUAGCAGACACAUUUGUUGGUUUAUAUUUCGGCGUUACGCAACUCAUUCAGUUCUUCUCAAUACACAAAAAUGUCAUAUUCUGGUGAUUUUGAAGAAAUUUAUAUAUUAUAUAUAUGAAAUCAUUUUGUACUUAAUCUUAAUAAUAAAUAAUUUUUCACUUA